GGCAAGCAAGGGAAGGAGACAGAGAAACACAUGGCAGCAGCAGCAGUGAAGUCGUCGGCCGGGAUGGCGGGGAAGAAGUCCCGGAAGCCGUACGUGGUGAGCAGGCCGCGGGAGAAGUGGACCGCCGACGAGCACGGCCGCUUCCUCCACGCGCUGCUGCUGUUCGGCCGCGACUGGAAGAGGGUCCAGGCGUUCGUCGCCACCAAGACGGGCACGCAGAUACGCAGCCACGCCCAGAAACACUUCCUCAGAGCGGACAAGAAGCUGGGCCUCGCCGUGCCGCCGCGGCACCCUCACCGCUCUGCCGCCGGUUGCCCGGCCUGGUGCGCCGACGAUGGUGGUACCCUGGCGCCGGACGUCGAGACGGUUCAGUUCCCCCUGUCUCCGGACGACCUGCGCCUCGCUCAGGUGUACAGGUUCGUGGGCGACGUCUUGGGCUCUAGCGUCGAGGCGCAGCUGCACAGGCUGCUGGGCGCGGACCCUGUCGUCGUGGACACCGUCCUACGGGUGCUGGCCAACCUCCAAGACAACUUGGACAUUUUGUAACUGCUGCUUGAAAGAAUCACAAGUAACUGUCUGAAUAAUUCUUGAAACAGACGGUCGCUUAAUCUUCUGUAGAGCGGCAGCAAAUCUGACAAUCAGCAUUAUCUACU
Molecule: messenger RNA, 653 nt
Organism: Zea mays
Lineage: Eukaryota; Viridiplantae; Streptophyta; Magnoliopsida; Poales; Poaceae
Exons: 1
Coding region: 31-546 (171 amino acids)
Molecular function (GO): DNA binding
Source: RefSeq, marked provisional